This is a messenger RNA of Punica granatum (pomegranate), 1338 nucleotides long. The record is from RefSeq and is a predicted model, not a curated record. Lineage: Eukaryota; Viridiplantae; Streptophyta; Magnoliopsida; Myrtales; Lythraceae.
UCCGUCAACUGGGGCUAUUUAAUCGAACAGGUACAACUUAAAUCUGAGCCACUGCUAGUUCAUGCCUAUUAUACACACCCCCCAUUAACUCCCCCAGUUGUUCCCCCUGUUUUCCUCCCUCUCUCUGUUCCUCGGUUCCUUUUCUAGAAAGAGAAGAAGAAAUGGGAAGGAUGGGAGUGUGGUUGCUUGUGGGAAUGGUGGGAAUGCUUAUUCCGGUUCAUGGCCAAGAUCAAAUCCCAGGUUUCAUAAGUAUCGACUGUGGGGCACCAAAUGAUUACUACGACAUCGAACUCGGUAUUUAUUACAAGAAAGAUGAUGGAUUUGUAGAUUCUGGGGAGAACUGGCAAAUUUCCACUCUCUUCAUCAACGAGAACAGAUGGCAACAGUCGAAAAACUUGAGAUUCUUUCCUAACGGAACAAGAAAUUGUUACACACUUCGACCUGAGAAAGGCAAGGGCAACACAUAUCUGAUCCGCGCCUUAUUCUUCUAUGGGAAUUACGACGACAAGAAUCAGCAGCCCUUAUUCGACUUGCACAUUGGGACUGAUUAUUGGACCACAGUGAACACAUUCAACUGGACUUAUUAUGAGAUAAUUCACGUCCCCACGACUGAUAACAUUCAAGUCUGCCUCAUAAAUACUGGAAAUGGGGUGCCUUACAUUUCGGCACUAGAACUGCGAUUGUUGAAUAGUUCAAUUUACCCGCUUAAUUCGGCAUCACUAUCGACCCGAUGGCGAUACGACAUCGGUAGUUCAGACCCGAUGGCGGUACAUAGGUACGAUUCAGAUAAUACAAAGCCUACGCAUAAUUAAGGAUAGAAAUGUAUCGGAAGAGGGAACGACUAAUAAGGACAAAACGAUAUUUUGUGAUAAGUCUAAUUUUCUUUCCCAUGCUCAUUAAUAAUUUUUUAUUUAAUGAUUAAGUAGAUUAGACCAUUAUCUUUUAUCUUUCUAUUCAUUUUCUCAUAUAAUUAACUUGUAAUUAUAAUAGCCACGGACCCGUCACUCAAAAGUGUUAGUUGCUAAUGAGGUCAUUGGACCUUAUAUAAAUCUCAAGCCUCCCCCUUGCACAACCAAUGUGGACUCGCAAGUCGUGACAAACUUCAAUUAUUUUAGGCCCAGCGUCCUCAAUGGGCUCUUGGGCCGGAGUCCAAAACAUAACUCCCACGUAUUCAGGCUCAUGAGGAGCCACCUGAAUUCCUACCCGCAAUCCUACAUGGUUGUAGGCUAGAGUCUGCUCUAAUACCGAUCAACGCUUGGAAAAGAAAGAGGACAAGGAGAACCAUUUCAUUAUACUUGACCCAUAGACCUCUCUUGUAACCGGAGAAAGAUGAGAAUG